AUGAUCCUCCCCAACAAUAACAACAACAGCAGCCAUGGCUGGAAGCAUCGGGCUCUUGCAUACAUCGUCCUGGCUGGUUUCGUUUUGCUGCUUUGGCGCGGCGUCUCCGGACGCCCCCAUGACAGGUUCUACUGCUGGGGUCCGCCAAAGGCGCCCAUGGACAUGACGAGCAACGAGCGGGCGGCCUGGGGUCGACACCUGCAGACACCUGUUCUGUUCAACCCUCAUAAACCCAUUCAAGUCGACUCCCCGACGAUUAAGAAUGUCGACAUGAACCCCGUCAGUUCCACGCGCAAGGCUGUCGCGAAUCAGGAAAAGGUCUUGAUCCUGACGCCUCUCAAGGACGCCGCCCCCUAUCUGUCCAAGUACUUCGAGCUUAUCAGCCGGCUGACGUACCCCCAUCAACUGAUCGACCUUGCCUUCCUGGUUGGCGAUUCCAGCGACGAUACUCUUGCAGUGUUGGCUGCCGAAGCCGACAGGCUGCAAAAACGGACCGACUCUGUUCCCUUUCGCAGCAUCACUGUCGUGGAGAAGGACUUCAAAUUCCACCUCAGCCAGAACGUGGAGGAGAGACAUUCUUUUGAAGCCCAGGGGCCUCGGCGUAAGGCGCUGGGGCGGGCGAGGAACUAUCUCCUAUCCGUGGCGAUGAAGCCAGAUCACUCCUGGGUGUACUGGAGGGACGUCGACAUUGUAGAGAACCCCGCAGCUAUCAUCGAGGACUUCAUCGCCCAUGACGUCGAUAUCAUAGUGCCAAAUGUUUGGUUCCAUCGCAUUGAGGACGGCGUAGACAUCGAGGGUCGCUUCGACUAUAACUCUUGGAUAGAAUCCAACAAGGGCCGCAUGCUGGCGAACAAGCUUAGCAAAGACGUCGUUCUUGCGGAAGGUUACAGUCAAUAUAAGACUGGCCGUACGUACAUGGCCAGGAUGGGCGAUCGCACUAAGAACAAGGACGAGGAGAUCGAUCUUGACGGCAUCGGCGGCGUCAACAUUAUCGUCAAGGCUGACGUCCACCGGUCAGGCAUCAAUUUCCCUUGUUACGCUUUCGAGAACCAAGCCGAAACGGAAGGAUUUGCCAAGAUGGCAAAGAGAGCCGGUUACAGAGUUGUUGGCUUGCCUAAUUACGUUGUGUGGCACAUUGAUACGGAUGAAAAGCCGGGCAAUGCGUAG
This is a messenger RNA of Verticillium nonalfalfae, 1167 nucleotides long. RefSeq lists its product as uncharacterized. The transcript has 6 exons. NCBI's taxonomy places the organism in Eukaryota, Fungi, Ascomycota, Sordariomycetes, Glomerellales, Plectosphaerellaceae. The record is from RefSeq and is a predicted model, not a curated record. Gene Ontology annotation, cellular component: mannan polymerase complex. Bases 1 to 1167 code for a protein of 388 amino acids. Gene Ontology annotation, biological process: protein N-linked glycosylation; cell wall mannoprotein biosynthetic process. Gene Ontology annotation, molecular function: alpha-1,6-mannosyltransferase activity.